This is a messenger RNA of Erinaceus europaeus (western European hedgehog), 1133 nucleotides long. It is a transcript of the gene EEF1AKMT1, whose product is annotated as EEF1A lysine methyltransferase 1. Gene Ontology annotation, biological process: methylation. Bases 234 to 884 code for a protein of 216 amino acids. Lineage: Eukaryota; Metazoa; Chordata; Mammalia; Eulipotyphla; Erinaceidae. Gene Ontology annotation, molecular function: nucleic acid binding; protein-lysine N-methyltransferase activity. The record is from RefSeq and is a predicted model, not a curated record. The transcript is spliced from 6 exons.
UGCUGGGACAGGGUACCCCCCCCCAUCUCUAGGCCGGCGCUCACCCUGGAGAUGGGACGUGGGGUGUCUGAAGAGCACAUGGGGACUCGCUCCUGUUGGAGGGUUGAGAUGGAGACAGAGAGGUAGCAAGAGUGAAAGAGAACAUAGCACUGUAGCUUCCUCCAGUAAGGUGGAAGCCAGGCUGGAACCUGGGUUGCACAGGUCGCGAAGCAGCACACAAUAGAGCGUGUGACAUGAGUGACUCUGAGGAUGACAACAUCCCCCAGCUUUCUGCUCACACCUUGGCGGCUCUGCAGGAAUUUUAUGAUGAGCAGAAGCAACAGACUGGCCUGUGUGUUGUUGGGGAAGAGAAAUACAAUGUUGGAGUCAUAGAAGAGAAUUGGCAGUUGAGCCAGUUUUGGUACAGCCCGGAAACGGCCCUCCGGCUGGCAGAGGAGGCCAUCGCAGCAGCCGGCAAGGGCGGCAGAAUUGCCUGUGUGAGUGCCCCCAGUGUGUAUCAGAAAUUGCGGGAGCUGCGCGGGAACAGCAUCUCCGUCUGCCUCCUGGAGUAUGACCGGCGCUUUGCCAUCUACGGGGAGGAGUUCAUCUUCUAUGACUACCACCACCCGCUGGACCUCCCAGACCACCUCACAGCACACAGCUUUGACCUGGUGAUAGCGGACCCACCCUACCUAUCCUCAGAGUGUCUGCAGAAGACGGCAGAGACCAUCAAGCACCUGACACAGGGCCGAGUCCUGCUGUGCACAGGCGCCGUCAUGGAAGAAGAGGCAGCAAGACUUCUUGGAGUGAGGAUGUGCAAGUUUAUUCCAAAACACAGCUGGACUCUGGCGAAUGAGUUCCGCUGUUAUGUGAACUAUGACUCUGGACUUGACGGAGACAUGUAACUCAGGCGGGCAAGGCACUGUAGCGGAGGGCUGUGUGUGGCCUGUCCCUUUGGGGGUUUUACCAGGGGACCAGGGCUUGGCAGCCUCCUCCCCUGCCCCCAGCCAGGCUGUUCCUGCCACAUAUUACAGCUUCCAUACACAAGCUAAAAAUGUCAAAAUAGCUGUUAGUCUCUUUCCAUUUCCGUCACCAGUGUGAUUGCUUUUCAGUAUGCAAGUCUUUCAUCUCCUUCAUUAAAAUAUUUCCAUGGA